Messenger RNA from Wickerhamiella sorbophila, 1296 nucleotides. RefSeq names its product Vacuolar protein sorting-associated protein 4. Gene Ontology annotation, biological process: endosomal transport; vacuole organization. Lineage: Eukaryota; Fungi; Ascomycota; Dipodascomycetes; Dipodascales; Trichomonascaceae. The coding region runs from base 1 to 1296 and encodes 431 amino acids. Gene Ontology annotation, molecular function: ATP hydrolysis activity; ATP binding. The transcript has 2 exons. The record is from RefSeq and is a predicted model, not a curated record.
AUGUCUAGCGAUUUUCUGCAAAAAGGCAUUGCCCAGGUACAAUUAGCGGUCGAGGCCGAUAAUGCCGGGCGUUACGCAGAAGCAUACAAGCUGUAUUUCACAGGUCUUGAUUAUUUUAUUACUGCGGUCAAGUAUGAAAAGAACCAGAAGACAAAAGACCUCAUCAACCAAAAAGCUGCAGAGUACAUGACCAGAGCAGAGCAGCUGAAAGAACACUUGGACAAGCUGUCCAAACAGAGCGGCCCCUCUGAGCAAUCAUCGGGGGGCGGCAACACCAAGGCGAAAAAGCCUGGCGCACCGGACGAAGAGAACGAAACAAAGAAACUUAGAGGAGCAAUUCAGGGAGCAAUUGUGAGCGAAAAACCAAACGUGCACUGGGACGACAUCGCCGGGUUGGAUGGUGCAAAAGAGGCCCUCAAGGAGGCAGUCAUUUUACCAGUCAAGUUCCCACAUCUAUUCACAGGCAAUCGCAAGCCAGUCACUGGCAUUUUAUUAUAUGGACCUCCCGGUACGGGCAAGUCCUACUUGGCGAAAGCCGUGGCCACAGAAGCAAAUUCCACGUUUUUUUCCGUAUCAUCUUCUGACCUGGUUUCCAAAUGGAUGGGUGAAUCAGAGCGCUUGGUAAAGCAAUUAUUUACAAUGGCUCGUGAAAGUAAACCGUCGAUCAUUUUCAUUGACGAAGUCGAUGCUUUGUGCGGCCCCCGUGACGAAGGUGGCUCUGAAGCCAGCCGGCGCAUCAUCACUGAACUGCUGGUCCAAAUGAACGGUGUCGGACAAGAUCAGGACGGAGUUCUGGUGCUCGGCGCUACCAAUAUCCCCUGGCAGCUUGAUGCGGCUGUAAGACGGCGCUUCGAACGUCGCAUCUACAUCCCCCUCCCCGAUGCUGCCGCCAGAGCCAGAAUGUUCGAAAUCAACGUUGGCGAUACACCUUGUGGUCUGUCUGCUAGCGAUUUCCGUGAUCUUGCUGAAAUGUGCCAGGGCUACAGUGGUCACGACGUGGCGGUGGUUGUUAGAGAUGCCCUCAUGCAGCCAGUUCGCAAAGUGCAAGCAGCCACUCAUUUCAAAGAAACACCAGAGUCAACGCCAACCGACAGAAAGCUUGUUCCGUGUUCUCCAGGGGAUCCAGGAGCCAUGGAAAUGGGUUGGAUGGAUGUUGAUUCUCAUGAGCUUGUUCUGCCCGAGCUCACAAUCAAAGACUUUAUCAAAAGUAUCGGUAAUACGCGCCCCACUGUUAAUGACAACGACCUCGUCAAACAAAUCAAAUUCACAGACGAUUUCGGACAAGAAGGCGCUUGA